UUUUACCUCUCACUUUGCAUUGACUGAAUUGGAUUGGAGGAGUUUACUUGGUAAGUGAAUUCUUCCUUCUAGUUAAGCAUUCAAUGAAACUAAGUAAUUAAAGUCUAGAAUUAUAUUAUUAGCUUCUUAUCGCAUAUAGUUUGUAGCGAAAGAGCGUUCAUCUUCUAACCAACAUUUUUCACCUUUACUAGUAACUUGCAUAUAGACAGAAUGGCAUCGAGAUAUCGCGUUGAGUACGCUUUAAAACAACAUCGAAAAGACAAUUUUAUUGAAUGGAUAAAGGGACUAUUAGCUGUUCCAUUUGUUUUACAGGCUGGUAAACCUUCUCAAAAAGAAAUUACCAAAGAAAAGGAGCAGGAAACUUUGGAACGUUAUGCUCGAAUUUUAAAAGACGUUGAGCACCUGAUUGAAAGUCACAUCGAGCAAACGGCUAAAGGCCAACAGUAUAGCCAAUUAAAGAUGCUUGUACCAACUAUUACUUCUUUCUGGACUCCAUUGCCUUUGGUUGAAGCUUUAUACGACCUCGAACCGAAGCUUUGUUUGGCCAAACGCAGUUUUGUGGCACCCAGCUUUAACGAUGUCCGUACGAUCCUUGGUGGUGCUCAACUCAGGUACCUGGCUCAGAACUGUCUUGAGAUGGUCAGUUUUGAUGGUGAUGUAACUUUGUACGAAGAUGGGCAACCUUUGCUUCCAGACAAUCCAGUCAUUUCUCGCUUAGUACAGCUUUUAUCAAAAGACAUUUAUGUAGUAAUUCUUACUGCCGCUGGAUACCCUAGUCGUAGUGGAAAAGAAUACAUGGAUCGGUUCUCGGGACUACUGCAAGCUAUUGAGGACACUGACUUGACCGACGAUCAAAAGCGAAGAUUACAUGUAUUGGGAGGAGAAAGUAACUACCUGUUUGAGUAUAAUCCAUUGCAUGGGUUGCAAUGGAUAGAAUCAGAGUCCUGGAUGCUUCCCAUUAUGAAGACCUGGCCGGCCGACGAAAUUUCUGAAAUCCUAGAUAGUGCUGAAACUGCUCUUCGUUCUUGUAUUAACGCUUUGAAUAUUGAUGCUCGAAUUAUUCGUAAGGAACGAUCUGUUGGCUUCGUACCCUCACUAGGUCAAAGACUAAGAAGAGAGCAGUUAGAGGAAACAGUUUUGGAAGUACAGACAACGUUACAAUUAAGGGAUUUUUCUGUUCCUUUCACUGCUUUCAAUGGAGGAAAUGAUAUAUGGUGUGAUAUUGGAGAUAAAAAGCUUGGAGUACGAUGUUUACAAUACUUUUUCGCCAUCUCGCAUCCUUCCAAAUGUUUACAUGUUGGUGACCAGUUUCUUUCAGCUGGUAAUAAUGAUUACAAAGCCAGGUCCGCUGCAACUACUGUUUGGGUGUCGAGUCCUUCAGAAACGGUAGAGUUUUUGGACUACUACUUCUCUCAUUUGCCUUAUCAACCAUGAUAUAUAGUCCUUUCUUCAGUCAUGACAUUCUAUUUUGCCCAGAAUAGCAAAGUAGAUACAAAAAAUUACUACCCAAAUUUUAUUGGUUACAUUCCUGUUUUUGUUUAAUUUUUCUUUUCAAAUUAUGGAAACAAUAUAAUUCAUCCGUCGAUUUUAUGUACAAGGAUAUGGUGUAGUUGAGCCAAGGAAAGCAUAUAAUAUUAGAGAUAGUUACAUUCUAAGCAGGACUAAAAACAUAAUAUACUAGAGAACGGGUAAUAGAAUUUACAGAAGUCGAAUUAAAAGGCGAAGCAAAAAAGGAAAUGCUAAUACAGGAGAAGAGGAAGAAGGGUUUGAGUAAGGAACUUAAAAAGGAAGAGUCAGCAAAAAUUAGAGCACUAUCGACAGACUAAUUUAUUUAUACAAGUCCGAUUCAAUCGCUUACACAACAACUGGAUAGAUAACAAUCCACAGGUCUGAUUUGAGGGCGAAGGAUAUGCGACAUUGUAAAAAUAGGUCUAUGCAAUAGGAUCCUCUUCCUUUUUCACCUCCUGCUUUAUAUCAUUCUCAGCGGGGGAGAUGGAAGCUGGAGCAGGUUGAUUCAUGGAAUUUUGGUUUUGAAAUCGUUCUCUAGCCCGGCUCAAGAGUUCUUCUUGUUGACGCAACAACUCAUCUCUAGAGACACCGGAUUGUUCAAAUUUGCUUCCUUUCUUCUCGCGAUUCUAAAAAUUGAUGUGUCAGUACUCUCGUAAAUUUUGGCAUAUGUUCUGCAAAUACCUUUUGCUGUUCUUUAUGUUCAGCAGCAACCUCUAAAACCUCACUAAUGUAUUCCUUGAAUUCUAAAUUUUCAAGUGCUUUAAUUAUAUGCUCAGCAGCGAUAGUCUUCUUGCUUUCCUUUUCACAUAUUUCGUUGGCCUCGCUGGAAACAAGGUGAAUAAACUCAACGCAGCAUUCAAUUAACAAGUCUCUGGUUUCUUUCGUAAAUGUUAGGUCUUCUGGAAGCAUUUCAGAAACCAUCUUUUGAACCGUAGCUUCGUCUGUUAGCAUAUACGUCGCUCCUUCUUCAUUUUAAUCGCUGCAUACCUUUUGGUAAAGACAGUUCAUCAUCUACGAAUGCAUCAUUCAUUGUAAAAUAUAAUUUUUCAUAAAAACAAGAUACUCUUUCGUGAAGUUCAAGUUCCCAUAGAAAUUCUACUAAAAACCUGAAUGAAGACUGUUUACCAGUAGGGAA
Molecule: messenger RNA, 2644 nt
Organism: Schizosaccharomyces cryophilus OY26
Lineage: Eukaryota; Fungi; Ascomycota; Schizosaccharomycetes; Schizosaccharomycetales; Schizosaccharomycetaceae
Product: IMP 5'-nucleotidase
Exons: 3
Coding region: 211-1434 (407 amino acids)
Biological process (GO): inosine salvage; nicotinic acid riboside biosynthetic process; nicotinamide riboside biosynthetic process
Molecular function (GO): magnesium ion binding
Source: RefSeq, a predicted model, not a curated record